Hymenoscyphus albidus is the source of this 4450-nucleotide messenger RNA. NCBI's taxonomy places the organism in Eukaryota, Fungi, Ascomycota, Leotiomycetes, Helotiales, Helotiaceae. The record is from the annotation of a GenBank genome assembly.
GGAAAAUCCAUCACAACCAGACUUUCCCAACUGUCCGUAUCCAGACUUCCAAAUUCUGCUCUUAUCGCGGAUUUGCACACGGUACAGAGUCAGAGCGACGUGCACAUUUCCCUCUUUCAUUCAAUGUUCAAUUGAACUAGUCAUUCGGCUCCAAAGAAACCAUGGACUCCUCCAUCCCCCAUCCCCAGCAUCUCCAUCUCCAUCGCCAGUCCCAGUCCCAGACCAAGACCCAGAUCCCUCCUUCGUCCUCCACUUCAUCCGACGACAGAAGCUCGGUCGGGACUUCUGAUACUUCCUUUGCUUCACAUCCAGAAUAUUUCCGUUAUUCAUCCCAUCAGCUCACCCAACCCACGGAUACCUUUCCUACUUUUCCUCUGCCGGCUACCAGUCACAGCGACAGGAAUUCUGCUUCCCACGCCUACUCGCAGCAGCCACAAAGGAACAAUCGACAUCGAAACCCUUCCCUCACCAGCGCCCAACAACGCUCACGCGCCCAAUCCUCAGCAUCAUCGGUGUCGACCUCCUCGGUGCGCCGCAAACCACUCCCAGCCAACGCCUCGCCGUUGGCUACACGCUUUUCCACUGGCGACUAUCUCGUAGGGAACAGCUUUCAAACGCUCAACGAUUUGCCAGAGCUCCCGGAGCCCACGUACCCACGACCCUACUACUCCAUUGACAGUCCAACGCUCCACGAGUUCCCUCCGACCUCGAAACUUGACCUCAGUGAAGAUUCGUUGCUGUUGGAUUUUUCUGACGACUCAUUUGUAGAGUAUGUACUACUGCACUCCACCCCUCCCCAUGAUAUACAAAUCAUUUUUUCUUUUCUUUUUCUGCCGAACCGUUUUUGUUUCACGGUGCUUGGCUGAUGUAGCUGAGUAGCAAUCCAACCGAUCGGAUCGCUUUGGAAGAUUCGUCGUCCGGUUCGCCUACACUCGUUGCGAACUCCGCAAACACCCUCGCAAACCUGCAACGGAUUGGCUCGCCAGACAGUCCAAACCAAUCCAUCCCACCUUCGCUUCCACUUGACAGCUACGAGUAUACGGCAAAACAUGCAAGCUUGACCACAGACUCAGCGCUCACAUCAGCUGCCUCGGACUCUACGGGCACAUGGUACAGCCACUCCAGCUCAACUAGUCAAUCCCCGUCUCUUGUGUCAAUGUUCUCACCCAAAGCCACACCACCACAUAAUCUUAAUUCACCUAAUGGUAUAUCGCGAAGUUUUACGAAUGAAUCUCUAGAGUCUAAUACAACCAUAAGUAAAUCCCGCCCCAAAUCCCCCGGCGGCUCCAAGCUGGGAACCUUUUUCGGCUGGGGAGGGAACAGCACCACACCAGGCACUCCAACUUCGGAAGCUUACUCGCCCAUACCUUCGCCCCAACCAUUAGACAACAAGUUUGCAGAUGCCUCCCGGUCAGGUUCAAAGCAACAUAAACCCAACGCAAUCGACGUGCCCAAGGCCAACGCCGAUGCAGGCUACAUGAGAAAUUCAUACUUACAGAUACCGUUGGCAACACCGACGACACCACUACAGAUCGAAGAAAUGGAGACCGAACUAAAAGAAAUCAGCGCGGAGCUCGCGUCGUCCAUACGGCGGGAGAUGGACCUCGAGGAUCUCGUCGAGCGACUCCAAAUAGAGGCACAGAAUGCAUCAAAUCCGAAUGGGAAAAGAACGAGUGACUACUUUUCCGACUCGGGUACUAGUUCGGUCAAGUAUGGAGGAGAAUCCGAUGCUCGACAGGAUGAGCUUGAUCGAAUGAUGCGCAAGACGCAACAGGAUAAGGCACAGAUGCGAUUAGAGCUUACUGAGAAGGUCCAAGAGGAACGAAACAGACGCAAGGUGCUUGAAACUCAAAUUCGGACGCUGGAGGAGAAAGCUUUGCAGGUUUGUCACUCGCCAUUCCACACAACGCUUCUACUAAUACAUUCCAUAGGUUGAUAUUGCUUCGAUAAAUUCCGUGGAUACCACCGGAAGAUUAAAAGACUUGGAGAAGACAUGUGAAGACCUUCGUCGACGCUUGGCCGAGGAAAAGCAGGUGAAGGAUAACUUUGAAGACCUCCUAACUGCGCUCAAAGCAGAGCUAGAAAGUUCACACAACGAGAGAGAUAACCUUCGCGAUGAGAUCGUUCCUCAAUUACGUGCUCGUGUGGAAGGGUUGGAGGCUCAGGCUGCGGAGCACGAGAAACUGACCUAUGAGCAAUCGAAAAUGCAACAAGAACUCCAAACACUGAAGACAGAGAAUACGACCUUGGCCCACGCACAGCAAAACUUGAGGAGGUUUGGUAGUAUCUCAGAGGAACCUUCGUCAAUGAUGAAUCCAAGAGCUUCCAUGGGAUUGGGAAGAUCAAAUUCCGUGGCUCAGGGAAUGAUCUCACGACCACGACCACCGUCUCUCGCAAGAUCAUCAUCCGUUAAAGUCACCGAGUCGAGAGAAGCUCUUGCUGAGCGGGUCAAAGAUAUUGAGCUUCAGCGAGACGCGUUACACCGUGCCAUGAAAAGUCUACUCGAGCGUCAGGAGCACCAAAACCGUGAGAACCAAAAGAAAAUUCGACAAUUGGAAAUGGAGAGAGAUCGGGCCUUGUCGGAUUCUCCAAGAAGAUUAGGUUAUGAUCGGGAGGUUGCAAACUUAAGGGAAGAAAUCAACGCCCUCCGCCGCCGCGCAGAUGAAGCUAUAGAGCAGAAAUGGCAAUGCGAAAAGGGAUUGAGUGGUUUGAAGAUGGACCUUGACAGAGCAGAACAGGAAAUUGGAUCGUUACGAACUCUAUUACAGGAACACGAUAUUCUAAUACCAAUGGGUGGCCGACCUCGAAGCCACGGAUCACCAGAUGAUAGUCACAUUACAUCUGAAGGGCUCGAAAAUGCCUACAAGGACUUACAAAAAGCCUAUGCGGAGUCGCUGAAUCGGAUUCAGAAAUUAGAAAGCUCAGAGCCCAUGAGCGAAGAAACCUCAUUGGCCAUGAAGCAAUUGGAACGAAGCCUCGCUACAGCGGUAGCUGAACGGGACAUUGCUAAGCAAGAGGUCGACUCUUUGAGAGGUGAAGCUAUUUCCCUUAGGUCUGCCGAGAAAGAUCAUGCAGGCGAAGAGCUCGCCCUUUCAGAGCAACUUCGCGCUUCAGCAAAUCGUGUCGAAGAGCUUGCCAAACAAGUUCGUGAACAACUUUCGGCAAACACCAACCUCCGUCGGCGCCUUGCGGAAACCGUCGAGCGUGGUGAAAAGGAGCAAAGGAUGAACGCCACCAAGAUCAUGCUCAUGCAAGGUAAACUCAAGGUUCUUGAAGAACAGCUGAUGGUUGCUCAACAAGCCUCCGAAGAGAAGCUCUCUAAGCAUGAGGAGGAAAUCAGAGAACUCAAGUCUAGCCACAACAUCCAGCUUUCGCGGAUGAAGACUGGAAUUCAGUCACCUCGUUCUUUUGGUCCCAAAUCUCCCCUCUCGCCUUUGUUUGCUGGAUCGACCAAGAUGCCACGAAUCAUGUCUACCUCAUCUGGUAAGGCGAUGUCAGUUUCUGAAGACUCCAAGAUGGAGUUCCUCAAACAAAGAGUGAUGGAUCUUGAGAGAGCACUUGCUGAUGCUGAUCGAGAGAUGGAAGAAGUGGUUGGCCGUAUGAAUGUUGCCCAAAUCGAAGUCAUGGAACUCCAAAAUGAGCGUGAAGAAGCUCAACGCGAGACCAGAAGACUCCAGAAAGCCAUCGAGCAAGAGAAACUUCAAGCGUUUGAGGGAAAAUUUGCCACUCUCGGCGCAUGAGCAGGCCGAGCCUACAAUGGAAUGGCGACGCAGAGAUUAUUCCAGCAUAUUAGCGAGCGAGUCCAAGUUCGACUCAAUAUUUACGAGACCUAUAAUUCUUCUUUCUUCCGGAUACCACGGGAUUUUCUUCUUUUUUUGCAUCACUUGUCCCCAUUGGCAAAAGGCAUAGCCGGGGCAGUGUGGAGUUCUCUUGCCUUGCUGUUUUUGUUUUUGCAUUCGGCAUUUACAUGUAUUGGAUGGGCGAACAUAUAUAUUUGGAGAGGCAAAACUAUUUUCUGGAAGCCGGGGGGUUGGUUAGCAUUUUCAUUCUUGAUUACUUUACAUGCUCCUCGUAUUGGGUAUGAUAAUGUAUUGUUUUUUUGUCUUUUUUUGUUUUUCUGGUGUAGGCGAGAAAAGGGUCCAGGGAAUCUUUUUUCUUUCUUUUUUGUGUAAUUGUAAAGAGAAGAUUGAUGGAUGGAAGGAAGGAAGGAAGGGAGAAGAGGAUGGAUUGAUUGAAUUGAUUGAAGGAAGUCGGUAAAAUGGACUAGAUGAUUGACAUGAGGGUGUAUAUAGAUGUCGUGUGUCUACAUUUUUGUGGAGGACAGGAGAAGGAUAAGAGGGAGGGGAGACAGGAUUGAAGAUUGAAUGAAAGAUGAGAAUUUUCAAACCCAAGAAGAAAUGAAUUCGUGUAUUUUUUUUUUUGUUUAGUGUCUUAUGAUGGAUGUGUGAAG